This is a messenger RNA of Rotaria sp. Silwood1, 453 nucleotides long. NCBI's taxonomy places the organism in Eukaryota, Metazoa, Rotifera, Eurotatoria, Philodinida, Philodinidae. The record is from the annotation of a GenBank genome assembly.
AUGAUUGAAGAAGAGGAUGAUGAUGAAUUAAUAGAAAAACGUAUUGAAUUACGACAAAAACUCAAAAGUAAAUUAUUAACAUUAUCACCAUCAUAUCAUGUUUUAAAUUCAUUUAAUAAUUUUAUACCAAAUUCACGUGAUAUAGAUUUUAUUGAAAAACAAGGUCUUGAUUGUGUUAUAAAUUAUUUAAUUCAUAAUAAUUCAAUAGAAUAUUAUGAACAAAUACCAAAUAUAUGUUCAAAUUGUCAAAUAGAUUCAACUGAAAAUUGGUGGUAUACAUUAACUAAUACUAAACAAUUGAUUUAUUUAUGUGAUAUAUGUGAACAAAAUCGAAUUCGACAUUUUAUUCUUGAACAACAUCGUCAAUCAAUGAAAUCAGCCUUUUUAAAAGCUAAAGAAAUUGAACAUCGUUUAGAAGUUGAUUAUCAAAAACAAAAACGAAGGAAAAUCUAA